Molecule: messenger RNA, 1175 nt
Organism: Alternaria rosae
Lineage: Eukaryota; Fungi; Ascomycota; Dothideomycetes; Pleosporales; Pleosporaceae
Exons: 3
Coding region: 1-777 (258 amino acids)
Molecular function (GO): chitin binding
Source: RefSeq, a predicted model, not a curated record
AUGAGCGCUCUUCGCAAGCUUGUGUCUUUCUUUAUAGGUUUCUCGACAAUCAACCCCUCUCUCUCAGCGGAUGAUUGCCAGCCAUACCAAUGGACCGCGAAACGAGAUGUCACCCCAGGCCAAAUUGUCUGCCGUUACACGCUCACGUCACCGUCCGAAGUGAACUACUACACCUGCACUGAGCUCGCGGACAGAUACGACAUAUCCAUCGACAAGUUUUUCCAGCUCAACCCCGACCUCGACCGGGAUUGCGAGGCUAUCAAACCGAAUACAGACUAUUGCGUCGCAGGAUUCGUUGACCAAAUCCCGGCUUUGGACGGCCUCUGUGGCCCUAAACACAACAAUGCCACCUGUAGAGGCACCAAGAAACAGUGCUGCAAUUCUGAGACCUGGAUAUGCGGUGACACAGCGGACGACUGUCGUGAAGGCACUUGCUACGAAGGUGCAUGCCACGGCGCGACCGAAUACGCCAUCGAUGGGAAAUGCGGACAACAGCAUGGCGACCUGAAAUGUGGGGGGAAAUGGGGAUCUUGUUGCGAUUACAAUGGCAAAUGCGGCAAUGGGACAGACUUCUGCAGUCUCGGGAAAUGCCAGUCUGGCGAUUGUGAGCAGCGGCUUCCUGAUCCAACUUCUCAAUUCCCAUGGUUGGACGGAAACUCGACGGAUGGUGCUUGUGGUGGCACGAACAAAUAUGUAUGCAAUCCCGUAUUUGGCUACUGCUGUGGAGGCGAUGGUGAGUGCGGAAUGAACAAGAAGCAGUGCGGCUCGGGAUGGUAAGUUUCUAUGCAUACUUCAACUCUAAUCAAAGAUGCGACAGCUAACGCGACGAGGGUCCAAUAGUCAAGCGACGUUUGGGAAGUGUGAUUGAAUCCCAAAGCUUCCAACACGUGCGAUGUGGCUUCGAUGGAGAAGUACGGGCAGUCUGUUUGGUCUUGCUCUUCGUCCCGAGGAUGUGCAUAUUCGGAGGGCCGACUUUCGCGACGAAUGCUCUCUUUGCUAGCAAUAUCGGCGUUGUUCGUAUGAGGCUUCGCAAAAACACGGUUUAAAGUCUCACUCGCGCCUUCCUUGAUCACUGAACACAAGUGCCGACUGUUCAAUAAGCAAUAAAUAUACAUGUUGUUUACGUCGGCGACUUGUAAAUCUCAAGCGUAUGACACCUGCGCCGCAACAUGUUG